CUUUGUAGAGCGAUGGCGAAGUCUCCAUUUCCAGAAAUAUUCACUAACGUAACGCUUCAUGUAAACCCAUCAACAUUUUUGGAGCCAUCAAAGCUUCAAAGAGAGCUUCAGAAGGACAUAAAUUGGACUGGAAGUUCAAUCAGUGGAAGUUUUACAGGUGUUGAGAAGAUGUUUGUAAAGUUAUCAGGAAUGGAGAGGACAACGGGCCAACAUGGAGCACACAAAGAAGCAUAUGAAACUAGUCCACACACCUCUGCAGGAUUACAACGAUCUCCACGUAAAACAGUGGAACCAGUUGAGGUUGAUGACUUUAUCAUGGCUUACAUCAAAGACAAAUGCUCUAGGGAACUUGAACGAAUAAGACAAACUGGAGUCCACAUGGAAUUCGGUAGAAAGCAGGUGACGUUUCGUGAACAAGAUCCAACCCAGGGUACUGAUCAGGCUCAUCUGGUCAGAGAGCGCUUCAUUACGUUCUAUCAGAAGAUCGCGACAAGAUUGCAAACCAAGACGUUCGAUUUAGACGCAACCCAAAGGCAGAGAUUACACGAGUUUCCAGAGCUUCUAAUCACAGACCGAGGAAACUAUACAGUAACACUGACCGGGAGCUACUUAAGUCUUGAUAGAUUUGAGCAGCUUCUAAGAAGUCCACCUAAUAAGUCUCCUCCAAAACAAAUCAACCACACAGAACAUUCUAGCACCCAGUCGUCAAGUUCAUCAGCACUAAAUAAACCCAGUGACCCAGAGGAAACGUGCUGCAUUUGUUUGGAACCCAUGGUGAAGUCGCGAAGUACGACUCUGGAGAAAUGUAAGCACUCGUUCUGUAAGGAUUGCUUAAAGCAGGCGUUUGAAAUCAAACCCGUCUGUCCGACAUGUGGAGUGAUAUACGGUGCACUAAAAGGGACCCAACCUGAAGGGGGGAAGAUGAAAAUAACCUAUGAGAAUGAUUAUUUACCGGGUUAUAAAAGCUAUACCACAGUCGUCAUUCACUACGUCAUUCCAAGUGGAAUCCAGGGGGACGAGCACCCAAAUCCAGGCAAGCCAUACCAGGGCGCUACACGACUAGCCUACCUGCCAGACUGUCCAGAGGGAAGAAAAGUUCUAAAGCUACUCCAGCGAGCCUUCGACCAAAGGUUGAUCUUUACCAUUGGGCGCUCUUCGACCUCUGGCUUGAACAAUGUGGUCACGUGGAACGACAUUCAUCACAAGACGUCCCGUACUGGUGGGCCUACUGCAUAUGGAUACCCAGAUCCUGACUAUCUGAAACGGGUUCAAGAGGAGCUGAAAGUCAAAGGAAUUGUUUGAUAUGUUCUUGAUAUGCUACAUUCACUGAAUUUUA
Messenger RNA from Trichomycterus rosablanca, 1336 nucleotides. RefSeq lists its product as uncharacterized. Bases 13 to 1302 code for a protein of 429 amino acids. Lineage: Eukaryota; Metazoa; Chordata; Actinopteri; Siluriformes; Trichomycteridae. Gene Ontology annotation, biological process: protein ubiquitination; Notch signaling pathway. The record is from RefSeq and is a predicted model, not a curated record. Gene Ontology annotation, molecular function: ubiquitin protein ligase activity. Gene Ontology annotation, cellular component: nucleoplasm. The transcript is spliced from 4 exons.